UUUCUCCUUGCCUCUCCAGGCUGGGGGAAAGGCAGCUGGAAGCAAUCCAACCCUGGCGGUGCUUGGGGAGGGGUCGAACAAAAAGGGAGAAAAGAUGGAGUGAAUUUACUUUAUUUAUUUAUUUAGCCUUUUUGUUUUUGCUUGCACCACUUCCAUCCAGUGACUGGAAAGUAAAGGGAACCUGGAGCUGGGCGGCAAGUAGCGCUUUGGGAAACUGCAAGAGUGUGUUUGGAGACGGGUAAAGUUGCCUUUCAAGCUCUGGCCUCCGGGGCACGCGAUGCUGGCGGCGGGCUGACUCAGGGCUGUCUGGGCCUCCCUCUCAUUCUCCUGGAAAUGAUGCAAGUCUGACUGUCACCUGGAUCCCUGCAGCCCAGCCUGGAAUCCGUCUGGAUGGGGGGAGGGACAAGAAACGACACCCCAAGUGUUGCAUGGCCCACCAAAGUGGGAUGAUGGCACAGUUGCUCAGGCCACAUACUGCACGUAGUGCUUCGGCUCCUGUCUUCACUAGUGCUUUUUUUUUUUAAUGCAAAACGUCACAACGCUAGGAAUUCCCACACGUGAUCAGUUGCCCCACAGCAUCACUGUGCCCAGGAAGCUGCUCCAUCUAUCAAAGGCUCGGGGCUGGGAAUCUCACUAAAUUCCAAAUGCUAGGAAGAAGAAACUUUCCCAGCUUGACGCUGUGUGAUGCGAGCCAGGGACCCUGGGAGGACGCUGUCCCAGCGCGGACCGCCUCUCUUGCCCUUCUUUAGUGGUAACUGGAGCUGGGAUCUGCUUUUCUGAGCCCGUGCGGCCAUUGCCCUGGAGCACCCGCACACGCGCACGCAUCACUGGCCUCGCUCAUACACACUCACACACACACGCACGCAAACGCGUGGCCGCCGCCAGGUCGGCAACUUUGUCGGGCGCUCCCAGCGGCGCUCGGCUUCCUCUCGUAGUAGUUGGGCACAGGCCCCGCCUCCCGGCCGUGUUGUCAAACGGGCUGGGGUCUCGGAUUGGUCCAGCCGCCGGGACAACACCUGCUCGACUCCUUCAUUCAAGUGACACCAGAGCUUCCAGGGAUAUUUGAGGCACCAUCCCUGCCAUUGCCGGGCAUUCGCGGCGCUGCUAACGGCCUGGUCACAUGCUCUCUGGAGAGCUACGGGAGGGCGCUGGGUAACCUCUAUUGGAGCCGCGGCCGCGAGGAAGAGGGAAAAGGCGAGCAAGGAGGAAGAGUGGGAGGAGGAGGGGAAGCAGUGGAGGAGGAAGAGGAGGAGGAGGGGAGCACAAAGAAUCCAGGUCUCCCGGCGGGAGGUUUAUACCAAGAACCAUGUGUGCCGAGCGGCUGGGCCAGUUCGUGACCCUGGCUUUGGUUUUGGCCACCUUCGACCCGGUGCGGGGCACGGACGCCACCAACCCUCCUGAGAGUCCUCAAGACAGGGGUUCCCAGCAGAAAGGCCGUCUGUCCCUGCAGAACACAGCGGAGAUCCAGCACUGUUUGGUCAACGCUGGCGAUGUGGGGUGUGGCGUGUUUGAAUGUUUCGAGAACAACUCUUGUGAGAUUCGGGGCUUACAUGGGAUUUGCAUGACUUUUCUGCACAACGCUGGAAAAUUUGAUGCCCAGGGCAAGUCAUUCAUCAAAGAUGCCCUAAAGUGUAAGGCCCAUGCUCUGCGCCACAGGUUUGGCUGCAUAAGCCGGAAGUGUCCAGCCAUCAAGGAGAUGGUGUUCCAGCUGCAGCGGGAAUGCUACCUCAAACACGAUCUGUGCGCGGCUGCCCAGGAGAACACCCGGGUGAUAGUGGAGAUGAUACAUUUCAAGGACUUGCUGCUGCACGAACCCUACGUGGACCUCGUGAACUUGCUGCUGACCUGUGGGGAGGAGGUGAAGGAGGCCAUCACCCACAGCGUUCAGGCUCAGUGUGAGCAGAACUGGGGAAGCCUGUGCUCCAUCCUGAGCUUCUGCACUUCGGCCAUGCAGAGGCCCCCCACGGUGCCACCUGCGCGCCAGCUCCAUGUAGACAGAGCCAGGCUCCCCAGGGCCCACCAUGGGGACACAGGCCAUCACCUCCCAGAGCCCAGCAGUAGGGAGGCUGGUCGAGAUGCCAAGGGCGAGCGAGGUAGCAAAAGCCACCCAAAUGCCCAUGCCCGGGACAGAGCUGGGGGCCUCGGGGCCCAGGGACCUUCUGGAAGCAGCGAGUGGGAGGAUGAACAGUCCGAGUAUUCUGAUAUCCGGAGGUGAAAUGAGAGGCCUGGCCACAAAAUCUUUCCUCCACGCCGUCCAUUUUCUUAUCUAUGGACAUUCCAAAACAUUUACCAUUAAAGAGGGGGGAUGUCACACGCAGGAUUUUGUGGGGCUUGUGGACUUCAUGAAGGUGUAUGUUAGCGGAAUGAGCAGGUGAGAUGGAGACUCUGGAGCAGAGGUCUCAGUGGUGCCUGGUGGAUUCUGCUCUCACACGCACUCACGCGAGCAUGCCCGAGUCCUCCUCAGGACUUGUCUUCUUUCCAUCCGUGGAGCCAGUGGGUGUCAGCUGCUCUGUUGUGGGGGAGGUAGAUCGGGGAGGGGGCAGGGUGGAGCAGGCCCACCCAGACUGGGCCGCACGAUGGGUGCUGGGCCCCACCCUGGAGCUUCUGGCGCUGUCUCUGUGGGGAUUGGGGCGUCUGGGCUCCGGGGCAGGAGUGAAUAUAAAAAUAUUGCUGGGAAUGCAGGAGGAAGGUGGAGAAGAGACGGGGGUCGAGGGCUGCUUGGUGCCAAACCGAAAUUCAGUUUCUUGCAUGAGACCUUUCGGUUCAGAGCUGCUUGGGGGAGGAGGGGGUGGAGGGAAGAGUGUAGUUCUCUAUGUAACUUCUGAGCCAUUGUUCUGUCUUGGGGACACUGACCAAGGAAGUGGCCCCUAUGAGUUUAUAUUUUAACCACUGCUUCAAAUCUCGAUUUCACUUUUUUAUUUAUCCAGUUACAUCCACAUAUCUGUCAUCUAAAUAAAAGGUUUUCAAACAAA
This is a messenger RNA of Otolemur garnettii (small-eared galago), 2972 nucleotides long. RefSeq names its product stanniocalcin 2 (gene STC2). Gene Ontology annotation, molecular function: hormone activity. Gene Ontology annotation, biological process: intracellular calcium ion homeostasis. The record is from RefSeq and is a predicted model, not a curated record. Gene Ontology annotation, cellular component: extracellular region. Lineage: Eukaryota; Metazoa; Chordata; Mammalia; Primates; Galagidae. The transcript has 4 exons. Bases 1307 to 2215 code for a protein of 302 amino acids.